This is a messenger RNA of Salvelinus fontinalis (brook trout), 1524 nucleotides long. RefSeq names its product fascin-like. Gene Ontology annotation, biological process: cell migration; actin filament bundle assembly; establishment or maintenance of cell polarity. Lineage: Eukaryota; Metazoa; Chordata; Actinopteri; Salmoniformes; Salmonidae. Gene Ontology annotation, molecular function: actin filament binding; protein-macromolecule adaptor activity. The record is from RefSeq and is a predicted model, not a curated record. Gene Ontology annotation, cellular component: growth cone; actin cytoskeleton; ruffle.
CUGUGUCGCGGAGCGCGUGCUGUGGCCGAGCACAGAGAAACUGCGCGCUCUCAUACCGACACACCGUCUUCUCUCUCUUUCCUCCUCCUCUCAGACACUUCCCAAACAAAGAGAAACACGCGAGGCGGAGGAACAGAGUGCAUCCGUCGGAACCACCGAAUCCUCGUUGAUCAGAGAAACACACACCGUUAAACUCUAACCCGGACCGGUUGGAACCGAGAGAAGAUUGAUUGAUCAUGUGUAGUAACGGAGCAAGUAACGGGACCAGCGACAUGCUUCAGAUCCAGUUCGGUUUGAUCAACUGCGGGAAUAAAUAUCUAACCGCUGAAACGUUCGGUUUUAAAAUCAACGCCUCGGCCACGAGCUUGAAGAAGAAGCAGAUUUGGACUCUAGAGCAGAGCGGGGAGGACGCUACCGGUAAUGUGUUCUGUCUCAAGUCGCAUCUGGGUCGGUACAUAGCGGUGGAUAAAGACGGGAACGUUACCGGGGAUAGUGAGACUUCUGGACCCGAGACCCGGUUCAUCGUCACGGCUCACGACGAUGGGAGAUGGUCUCUGCAGUCAGAGGUCCAUGGCAGGUAUCUGGGAGGUACAGAGGACAGGAUCAGCUGCUUUGCCCAGACUGCAUCAGUGGCUGAAAAAUGGAGCGUUCACAUUGCAAUGCAUCCUCAGGUGAACGUCUUCAGUGUGACCAGGAAGCGUUAUGCCCACCUGUCCUCCAAGGUGGACGAGGUCUCUAUAGACCGUGACGUCCCGUGGGGUGUGGACUCCCUGAUCACCCUGGUGUUCAGAGACCAGCGUUACCACCUACAGACGUCUGACAACCGCUUCCUGAAGAACGACGGCAGCCUGGAGGCCGCGGCCGACGAGACCACCGGAUACACGCUGGAGUUCCGCUCCGGCAAGGUGGCCUUCAGGGAUUGUUCCGGGCGAUACCUGGCGCCGUCGGGGCCGAGCGGGACCAUGAAGAGCGGGAAGACGAGUCGCGUGGGGAAGGAUGAGAUGUUCUCUCUGGAGCAGAGUCACCCUCAGGUGGUUCUCACCGCCGGCAACGAGAGGAACGUCUCCACCAGACAAGGCAUGGACCUGUCAGCCAAUCAGGACGAGGAGGGAGACCAGGAAGUGUUCCAGGUGGAGAUGAGUCGUGAGAACAGGAAGUGUGCGUUCCGGACCGCCGCCGGGAAGUACUGGACCCUCACCACCUCUGGAGGAUUGCAGUGUACCGCCUCCACUAAGACUGCCAACUGCUACUUUGACAUGGAGUACUGUGGUAAGAAGCUGACUCUCCGCGCCGCCAACGGGAAAUACGUCGCCGCCAAGAAGAACGGCCAGCUAGCCGCGACCGUCGACGUUGCCGGUGAGUCUGAGGAGUUCCUGAUGAAGCUGAUCAACCGUCCAAUCAUUGUCCUCCGUGGGGAACACGGUUUCAUCGGGUGUCGUAAGGUCACAGGGACCCUGGACUCCAACCGUUCCUCGUACGAUUACUUUACCCUGUCCUUCAGAGAGGGGGCCUACAGUUUACAGG